AUGUACAAAAAGAACGAGGAGAAUAUACCUGCUGCCGCCGUGGAAGGAUCAGCCACCGGACCACCAUCGCCGCCUAGCUGCUGCUGGGAAAAAACGGUGCUAGACGUUGGAGCUGUCGCCGGUGAAGGGAAAGAAGACGCCGCUGCUGCCAAGGAGGACGCUGCCGUUGGUGAGACGCUGGACGGUGGAAGAGCAGCUGCAGGCGGAGAGGAACGGUUUGAUGACGGCACCGAGCUGCUGUCCGCUGCUGCCAAGGAGAACGCUGCCGCUGGCGGAAAAGAGGCUGCCGGCGAUGAAAGGUCAGAAGCUGCUGCCAGCAAGGAGCUGGACGGCAGGAGAGCAGCUGCCAGCGAGGAGCUAGACGGCGGGACAGCAGUUGCGGGCAAGGAGCUGGACGGCGGGAGAGAGGCUGCUGCCGUGAGAGGUGACACGCCGAAGCUGCUGGGCGUGGACGAGGAGCUGGUCGCCGGAGGUGCGGUGGGGAUGACCGGUUGUUCUCCUUCUACUUCAAUUUGUGACAUUGUUUGA
Mercurialis annua (annual mercury) is the source of this 528-nucleotide messenger RNA. RefSeq lists its product as uncharacterized. The record is from RefSeq and is a predicted model, not a curated record. Lineage: Eukaryota; Viridiplantae; Streptophyta; Magnoliopsida; Malpighiales; Euphorbiaceae. Bases 1 to 528 code for a protein of 175 amino acids. The transcript has 2 exons.